CAUUUUGACAAUUUUUUGACAGUACAAAUAAGUUGAUAUUCAUAUAUUUGUUAAAAUCAUUGAACCUGAACAUCCUAGCGUGCAAACCGCCCUGCGCGUGUAAGUGUGGUUAUCCAGAUUUCGCAGAUUACCAACGCAGCCCAAUCAAACGAAAUUAGUAAAAAUCCGGUGAAAAUUUGUUUGUUACGCACACCCCAGCAUUGUAAUGACGCCGCCACGCUCGGCGAGUCCAGGGCGUCGAUCUGCAAACAAGCGCAAGAGUUCAACUCUCGAGUCCAUUGAGGAGAACGAGACGGUACGCUCUUCCUUGGAUCUGUACAACUGCAAUAAGCUGAGCAUAGCCAAUGCCUGGGAUAUAUCGUUGAUUGAUACACUGGCCAAUCUAAUGGAUAGCCCUCACAAAAAGCUAAGCAGCUUCAGGAUGGCUGGCUCUUUGCUGCAGGUCUUGUGCAAGGUCUACGGCCUGCGUGUAGACUCCAUCUACAUCGAUGCAUGUCGUAUAUCGGCGGGUUUGAAUGCUCGCACCUUGACGGGCUUACCUGAGGGACCUCCAGGUGAUGGCGAAGAAAGGAAUUUAUCAACGUUGGCAAAGAACAAGGAAAAGUUGAAUGCGCGUUUGGAUAUGGUACCCAUGCAGGACUCUAUAUUUGCAAAGCUCAAUUCGACGGUGGGCUCCCUCGAUGCCCCCGAUCGAAUGAUGCACAACAUUCUGCCCAGCGUGGACUUUGAGAUGCGGCUACGCCCGACUUACAAAUUCUUUGAUGACACCGAGGGGACGGAUGAGCUCAUGGAUAGCGAAACGCUGAGUGCUGGCGCCAAGGAGUGGCCCGAUGAAGAGUUGUGCAAUGCGGAAUGGCUGCACAAACUGUACAACCGUACGGAUGAUCUAAAUCUGCGGCCACUCCACACGGGUUAUGUGAUAACCAAUCCCAAUACCCCCAAUCCCAAGCCACAGUCGGGAUCUAUUUCAGAGGCGGUCCCUUCAUAUGAUGACGAUGCUGAGGGGCUGGAUAAUGCGCACGAUAUUGGUGGGAAUCGCACAGAGCUAUCCGUGGCCUUUGACAUGAAUGCCGAGUGUGAGCCCAUGCCGGAUAUAGAAGCCGGUCCUCCCAUUAUCUUAGAUAUACAAUCGAAUGAUUUGCAGGAGCUCACCGCCGAAGAGCAGACGGUCAUCACCAAUUGCCGCCGUUUAAAGAAAACCGCCGAAUUCAUUGACGAUCUGAGGCCAGUGCAUGGUGUCACUAGGCUGGACUAUUCAUACAGACCCAUGGAUCAGAUCUCACAGCUUUGUGCGGCUCCUGCGCAUUGGAAAUUCAGGAUCACUCGCCCGCGCACCACUCUGGACCAGACGACUGGCCCAAAGGAUGCUCUGACUGUUGUCAACCCAAAGAAAACCAAAACCGCUGCCGCUGCCGCUGCCGCUGCCGCUGCCGCUGCCGCUGCCGCCAAGCCACGCAUGAAGGAGUUGCACUAUGGAAAAUGCAAAGAGGAGCUCUUCCAGCCUCUUGAUGCCAACAUAAAGCAGCAAAAGGUCAACUAUCAAAAGAAAUGCGAUGCCCGAAAGCUGAUGCCCACGAAAUCCAACAAUGAAGCGGAUUACCAAGUUAGCCAGCGAUUUGGUGAAGCCGAUCUGGUUGAGAGUCUGGGCAAUGAUGUGGAUAUGGAUAGGGGCUUACACCACGGUGAUGCCGAUAGAGAGCUCUUUGACAAUGAAAAUUUCACCACAGAUGAUUCUGUCAUGAACCGAAUGUCGGCAGCGGACAUUGAAGAUCCCAUGGACAUGAUGAAUAAGGAUUCAUGUGGGGAUAUGCCCAAUCAAAGCCAAAGCAUGCAUGAGGGUGAGGAUACAAUCAUGGAGAUAUCCACCGAAUUUAAGGGUGCACCAAGGCAGGUCAGCAAAGUGAUUGGGCCAUUUGCGAAGCGUGCCAAGGUGAUCGACAUGAAGAAUCUCAAGAACAGCUGCCAUUAUUUGAUCCAGAAACAAUUCCUCAGUUCUGUCAAUGAGGCAUCGAUACCCUCCCUCCCACUGUCAAAGGAAGAAAGCUACGCCAAGGGUACCGCCAGCUUCCAGGAGGUUUACCGAUCGUUGCCUGAUGUGUUGAGUGACGAAACGAAAGAUUCUCUGUGCCCAUCGGUGGCCCUCAAUGCGGUUCUCCAUUUGGCCAACGAUAUGAAACUGCGACUCAUUCCACAAGAGAAUCUAGAGGAUUUUCAAAUCCGGCAAGUUCUGGAUGACGAAGUUUAAUGACGAGCUUUUAAAAAAACUGAAUUCUGAUACAAUGCUAGAAGUAAUCAAUCUUCACACAAUUUUAAAUACAUUUUCAUGCAACAACACAUACAAAAAACUAAACGAAACGAAUCAGGGCUCUUCUCCAAUGUGUUCUCGGAUGAAUUUUUAAUUCUAUCUCUCAAGUCCUAAGAUUUGCAACAUAUAAACAAUAAAUUAAUAUUUUUGAGAGCA
Messenger RNA from Drosophila miranda, 2461 nucleotides. RefSeq names its product condensin complex subunit 2-like. The coding region runs from base 206 to 2245 and encodes 679 amino acids. Gene Ontology annotation, cellular component: condensin complex. The transcript has 4 exons. The record is from RefSeq and is a predicted model, not a curated record. Lineage: Eukaryota; Metazoa; Arthropoda; Insecta; Diptera; Drosophilidae. Gene Ontology annotation, biological process: mitotic chromosome condensation. Gene Ontology annotation, molecular function: chromatin binding.